AUGAAGUACAUAUCGAACGCAACGGAAACCAAGCAGAUCUUGACUCAAUGGGCCGAGCAUGGCUCUGUAUUCGUUAUCGAGACAUAUUUCUGGAAUCCCGGCACAUUGCUUCAGAAGUCCGAGCAGGGCUUGCUGCAAGCGAUUCUGUACCAGGUUCUAAGCGCUUGCAACGACUUGGUCAGGGUUGCUACGCCUCUGCGAUGGAAGCGAAGCCAUAGGUAUCAACAACAAGAACCAUGGUCGCGAGAUGAACUAUUGGAGGCUUUGAUGAGGGUGCUCGAGCAUCCGAACAACACUGCCUACUUUUGCGUCUUUGUCGAUGGGCUGGACGAGUGCCAGGGCGAUAGAACUAAGCUCGUCGAACUUGUCCAACGACUCGCGCAGACUCCUCGUCUGAAGAUAUGCGCGUCAAGCCGCCCACGGAACGCUUUUCGCGAGCUCUCCGUCGAGUGCUUGGGCUCGUCACUCUCUAUUCAAGACUUCACCGGAGAAGAUAUCCGCCGCUUCGUGCUCGAUGAACUGGGAAAGGCGAUUCGCAGCAAUCCGCAACAUGUGGAGCUCGCAGACGUCAUCGUCUCGAAGGCACAAGGAGUCUUCUUGUGGGUAUUUCUUGUGGUUCGGUCCCUUCGCGAAGGCUUUGGAGAAGGUGAUGGAUUCGAGAUGAUGCACCAGCGGGUCAACGGACUUCCUUCUGAGCUGGAGGAGUAUUACAAACGCAUAUUCGAUGGUUCAGGACCCGUGUAUCAGAGAGAUGCCUGCCGAAUCUUGAAGGUGACUGCUGCAUUUGCUGCGAAGGGCAGGGCGGCGUCGUUCAUCGUAUAUUGGCUUCUCAAGCAGGGUAUAGAUGAUCAAGAUUUCGCAUUCCAGCAAGGUGAGAGGGACCUACAAUUCCAUGAUCUGGCCAGCAUGAUCAUGGAAACACAGAACUUUCUCAAUGCUCGCUGCAAGGACUUCGUUCGAAUGCCGGAUCUAAAGUCGAAUUCGCCCUUUGACGUCGGCAACUACCUAUUGCAGUCUCGAGUGGAAUUCUUGCACAAGACUGCUCUCGACUUCUGCAGCACGGGACACUUG
Messenger RNA from Zymoseptoria tritici IPO323, 1071 nucleotides. RefSeq lists its product as uncharacterized. The transcript has a single exon. Lineage: Eukaryota; Fungi; Ascomycota; Dothideomycetes; Mycosphaerellales; Mycosphaerellaceae. The annotation marks the transcript as partial. The record is from RefSeq and is a predicted model, not a curated record.